Molecule: messenger RNA, 5683 nt
Organism: Lepisosteus oculatus (spotted gar)
Lineage: Eukaryota; Metazoa; Chordata; Actinopteri; Semionotiformes; Lepisosteidae
Source: RefSeq, a predicted model, not a curated record
UAAAGGUGAGAGGAAUGCUCUGGGAAUUUGUCGCUGGGAAAACCCCACACAACAUUUUCUGAGCAAAACGCCUGGGAGUGCAGUUUAAUCCCAUUACACACGACGCCGUUGACUUGCUGCCUCGGCAUCUGUACGGUUUCGCUAUACGUGGCCUUGUUAAUGUUGAACUCACUGUAAAGACUUCGCCCGUAGUUUCGGCGGCAGGUCUGCUUCCUCAGCUGCACAGGAUGUGUCUCAUUCCCCCUGUUUUACAAAACUACUUCCGGAUGUGGGCGGCUGCAAUGGAGACCAACCGAGUAACAGUUUCUUUUUAGCCUCGUCUCUCUUUCACCCUCCCUGCAGCCAUGGGAAUUAAAAGCGAUCGUUGGUGAUAGAUUAUUUCACGUAUCUGUUGUUGUUUUUUUUAAAAAAAGAGAAAACAGGAAAUCAAGUUUCUUUACAAUCGGUAGUCCACUUUUUGAGGAAGCCUGGUUACAGUUCAUCCGCGAUGUUGACAUCCAGCCGAGAUUCGUGCGGGGUCGUGUUUGUCACCAUCGCCGAAAUGAGACUACUUUUAACUUCCUUAUUGCUCGUAGUUUCUCUCUGUUGGGUGGACGGUGCCAGGAAGCCCGUAGAAGUCGAAAAAGUGGAAAAUGACCCCGAACUGGAAUCCCUCAGCAAGGUGCUGUCUAACUACGAGGUGUUGUCCAUGUCCAGUGUGCGACGGCACUCUGUGAGGAAGAGAGAUUUGCAGCCUGAAUCCCAGGUGGAGCAGAUGAUGAGUUUCACGGCCUUGAACAGAAAUUUCAAACUGUACCUGACGUCAAAAAUGGACCUUUUUACUGAAGAUUUCAAGGCGGUUGUUGUUGAUAAGAAUGGGAGAGAAGAUGUUUUUGAAGUCCAGAGGAAUAACUUCUUCACGGGACAUGUAGUAGGGGAAGAGAACUCCCGCGUGCAGGCGCACAUCGACGACACCGACUUCAUGGCCCGCAUUCACACGGAUGAAGGAGAGUACAUCAUUGAGCCCCUGUGGAGGUUCACGCCGUCGGCCGCGAACGGCCAGCUGCUGGCGUACAGGACCCAGGACAUCCGGGACGUCGCCCACCUGCGCUCCCCUGGCGUCUGCGGGUACGUCCGGCCCGGGGGCGAGGAGCUGCUGCCCGACAAGCUGAAGGAGGCCCUGGCGGAGGACGCGGGCAAGGAAGUCUGGCAAGCGAUUGAACUCAUUGAUCGGGUGGAUGACAUCUAUAGAAAUACGUCCUGGGGCAACAACAUGGAAGGAUACGGGGUGCAGAUCAACCAGGUCAUCGUCAACAAGGAGCCCACUGUGCCACUGGCGGAGCGCGGGAAGCACUACAACAUGCAGGACAGCCCGGAUGGGAAGGAAGUGUGGGAUGUGAAGAAGCUGCUGGAGCAAUUCAGUUCGGACAUCGCGGACAACGCCUCCAAAGUCUGCCUCGCUCACCUCUUCACCUACCAGGACUUCGAGCACGGGACGCUGGGCCUGGCGUACGUCGGCUCGCACAAGAAGGAAGCCCUCGGCGGCCUCUGCCCCAUCCCCUACAAACCUUCAUCUUCAGCCAAACCAAUUUAUUUGAACACUGGAUUAACCAGCACAAAGAACUAUGGGAAAACCAUUUUAACUAAGGAGGCAGAUCUGGUGACCACUCAUGAGCUGGGCCACAACUUUGGCGCUGAGCACGAUCCAGACAAUGUGAAAGUCUGUGCGCCCAACGAUGACCAGGGGGGCAAAUACGUAAUGUACCCCAUCGCUGUCAGCGGAGACCAUGAGAACAACAAGAGGUUUUCAACCUGCAGUAAAAAAUCGAUUUACAACACACUGAUGAAGAAGGCGAACACCUGCUUCAAGCCGAGGAACAGCCAGCUGUGCGGCAAUUCGCGGGUGGAGCAGGAGGAGCAGUGCGACCCGGGCAUGCUGCACCUGAAGGACGACCCCUGCUGCACCUCCAGCUGCAAGUUUAGGCCCCACGUCAACUGCAGUGAUAGAAACAGCCCCUGUUGUAAGGACUGCAUGUUUGAGAAGGCUGGGAAGAUCUGUCAGGAGCCCAUCAGCGCCACCUGCAAGGGGCAGUCCACCUGCACAGGAAGCAGCAGCGAAUGCCCCGCCCCGCCCAACGCUCCUGACGGCACCACCUGCGUGGACAUGGGCCGGUGCCGCGCCGGCGAGUGCAUCCCCUUCUGCGAGGCCGUGGCCAACCGCAAGCCCUGCGCCUGCAACGAGACCGACGACUCCUGUAAGGUGUGCUGCAGAAACAAGGAGGGCAUGUGCGUGCCGUACAAGAACUCCACCACGGGGCAGUUUCUGUUCCUGCGCAAAGGCAAGCCCUGCACCGUGGGCUUCUGUGAGGAGAAUGGGAAAUGUAUGAAACAAAUUCAGGACGCCAUCGAGCGGCUUUGGGAUUUCAUCGACAAGCUGGACAUCAACACUUUUGGGAAGUUCCUUGCUGAUAACAUUGUGGGCUCAGUCGUGGUCUUCUCACUCGUCUUCUGGAUUCCCCUCAGCAUCCUGGUCCACUGCGUGGACAAAAGGCUUGACCAGCAAUAUGAAGAGAACAACAAGUCUCUGUUUUACCCCAGUAACGCCGAGAUGCUGAGCAGCCUGGAGUCCGCCUCCGUGCGCAUCGUGAAGCCGCCCCUCCCGCUGGCCGGCCGCUUCCCACCCCCUCAUGCCCCUCAUGCCCCUCAUGCCCCUCAUGCCCUGCACGCCCCACAUGCCCCGCACGCCGGGCACGCCUCCCACGCCGCGCACGCCGCGCAGCCCAACCCGCCGCCCCCCGCCGCCCCCGCGGGCGCAGCCAAGCUGGAGCCGCCCCGCAUGGCCACCAUCCAGGAGGACCCCAGCAGCGACUCGCACCUGGACGAGGAGGCGCUGGAGGAGGACUUCCCCAGCAGCGGCACGGCCGCCAAGUCCUUCGAGGACCUGACGGGGCACGGCGCCCCCCGCAGCGACAAGGCCCUGUCCUUCAGGCUGCAGAGGCAGGCCCGCGUCGACAGCAAGGAGACGGAGUGCUAGCCGCUGCUGCCGGGGGCGGGGAAAGCAACACUGUUUUCGUGACGCGGCCGCCCGCCGUCUGUAGAUGGGUUCAUACGCGUUAAAAAAAAAUAAUUCAAACUAACGCACCUUGAAGGGCAGUCCAAGGAGCCGGAACUGAAAUAGACGUCCUGUAACGUUUGAGUGAUGUUCCGCCGCUGACAUUACUAGAUUUUGGGGGGUGGGGAUAAAGUGGAACAUUUUUUUUUACCAGAAAAGAAGCCUGGUUCGGGUUACCCGGAUGAUGAAUUCUAGAAACUGCUCUCUGAGGAGGCACCUCCCGGGUGGGUUCUGGGCUGUUUUCAGUGGGCCAUACCGUUGCCCCGCUGUUCACCUUCAGGCUGGUCUCUCGCCACGAGCUUCUCGGCUUUUCCGCAGGUCGCUUCUGGACAUGCUGGCCGGAGGAAUGCGUGGGUCACAGCCGAGUGGAGUGCGAUGACGGACCUCGCCGUCUUGGACGAUAUAAAACCCCCCAGUGAGGACCGAAAGGAAUCUGUUCUGAGCAUUGCCUGGUACGGCCAUUGCUUCCGAAGUGUCUGAAAAUUAUAAUUAGUUAAGCAGUUGAGUACCACUUUUCACUUUUUCAGUUUGUUUUUCCUCAAAACCUGAAUCUUGACGGCGAGAGCUCGUUACUUUUUUGGUAGAAUUUGAGCCUUCCUGCGAAGAGGAGGUUCUCGUCUAAUGCGUUUCUCUUUCAGAAGCUUAUCCUCAAUGCAGCAGGGAAGCAGAACCUAAAAUAAACAACACUCCGUUCUCAAUUUUACGUUUAUCAAAGUAGAUUUCAUGGUCCUACCAAAUAGGAAAGUUUUAAGACUCUAAAAUAUCUGCUCAGUAGCAGUGUAACUGUGAAUCUUGUUUAGUGCUGAAAAUGGACACAUUUUCAUAUAACAUAUGGGCUCUGUGCAAUGAGCCUCAGCACUUGAAGUUGCAGACUGAGGUACUGUACAGAUCUGCUGGCUCAAAGUCAGCAGUAGACUGAAUUGCAAAGAGGUGCUUUCAUCUGAUUGAUUGGACUUAACUGCAAUCAAGGGCAGUAUAAGCCACAUUUAGCAGCUACUAGUCUGCUUACUAGUUGGGACUCAUUAUUGCUAGAUUUGCCAAAACAAUCACCAUAACUGGUGUGGUUGCUUGGAUAGAAAGUGAAACAUUGUUUUGUGAAUAUUUUAAUGGCAGAUGAUUGGUUUUCAGACCUAACAGUUUUGCCUUCACUAUCCUUAAUGCAGAUGACCGUGUGCUAGUCAUGUACUUUCUGAUGUGCUGUACGAUUGAUUUUGUGCUAUUAAGGGUCAGGAGCUACAUUUCGUGCCUUAAUACAAUUCCAACAAAAACGUUAAUGAAAUUACAACACUGAAAGAAGCCAUCAAGGAGUUAAGGUGAAAUGGUCACCAUUCUGUCUUCUAGGGGAACUGGUGACUCACUGAAAAAUAUUUUUACAGUAUGAACUUUUCUUAGGUUAAAAUAUACAGUAGAUAUGUGAGCUGUGGUCCAAUAACAGAUCAAUGAAUUGCUGAUAAAAUACCCUCUUUUAUCAUUGUGGAGAGAGAGGCUUCCCAUUUUGCCUCUCUGUAUGGUCUGUGGAGGUUAUUCGAUAGACAUUUGGACUGUGUGUGUCACUGCGUUGUUAAUAAUUCCGGUCCUCCUCCUGUUGAUCAGCAUCACUGUUUUUGUUUCACGAUUGCUUUUAACAUAUGAAAAAGUAAUUAUAAGCAUUAAAAAAAACCCUGAAGUUUAGCUAUAGGUCAAUGUACUGGUUCUAUGCUGAGUGUUUAUGCACAGACCGUAUUCUCUGCUGCAACACUUCUACUUUAUAACAAACUGGACUCGUAAGGUCACAGAGACAUGCAGACUGUCAAAAUUCAUUGUUUUUCUACUCUCCCGUUAUGAUGUACCACGUAUAACUACUCUAUGAUCUUAACCCAUAUCAAAACGUAAAAUUUCCCACUUGGCAUCCCAUGUAGCGGACAGACCCCUAAUCUCAUAGGACCAUGAAGGUUACAGAGAGGAGCAAGCCAUCCGCCCCAUCGAGCCCCUAGCGUAGUUAAGUAACUGAUCGAUCCACGUCCAGCCUCAUCUCGAGGCAGGAUGGCUGGUGAUCCUCUCUCCCACGUCCCUCUGCAGCAAGCAGUGCCCACUCUUCACGGUUUUGAAAGUGCUUGAGUAUCGUCGUUGUCCGAGCCCUCCGGAUUGUGCCUAUCCGCCCGCUCGCCCAGUCAAGAGUUCGGGCCCGUUUCACACGGCUUGCGCCACGCCGGAGGAUCAGGCAGUUGUAGGGCCUGUGCUUGUCCGAGGAGCCAGCGGUGUGAAGCUGCCACCUGUGGCAUUUUGACUGAACACCUCUAAUUCAAACCCCUCCCCCUCCCCAAGAGGUGCUUGUCCGGGAGGCAGGGUGUCCUGCAGGAAGAACGUUUCUUCAUUUACACUCCCCGGGCACAGCUCCACCCCUCCUCCUGGGUGAAAAGAGCCGGGUGCCAAGCGUCCUGGCGCGGACCGGAUCGCACAUUGUGCGCUGCUUUCUGGAUCUGAGCGCUCGAUCGCAUGAAGGCUGCUGUUCCGGCAGCCCAACGUUUUUACAUUUUUACGCCAUUUCCUAUGCAUCUCAAUUGUAUUAAUAAAAUAUGCCCCAAUGUUAUUAAAAGUUUUGUUUUAUACAGC